AUGCUUCACCACUCCUCAAUUACAUUCCCCUCUGACCACACCAACAUGGAUCACUUCUCACAUAUUCCCACACAAAGAUCGCCCAGGAGAGAACUCCAAGGUCCACGUCCCACACCGCUCAGAAUAAGCAAAGACUCUCAUAAAAUCAAGAAACCACCGUUGGCACCACAACCUUCGCACCCGCAACCCCCACCGCGCCAACCCAUCAUAAUCUACACCGUUUCCCCAAAGGUUAUCCACACCACACCCAGUGACUUCAUGAACCUUGUUCAACGCCUCACUGGUUCCACCUCCAACUCCGAAGCGAUUCCCAAUAUCAUUAACAACGACCCUUUCAACAGCGGCGGCGGAAUGUCGCCGGCGGCUCGUUACGCCACCGUGGAGAAGGCCUUGUCCCCUAUGGGAAAGAAACCGGUGAUGGGUCAUGGGAAUAUGAAUAUCAUAAACGAUGUGCAAGGGCUAGAGAUUAUGGGUGAUGGGGUAGUUGAAAGAUCGCAGCAAAACAUGUUUCAAGGGAUUUUGUCUCCGGGACCGGCUUCACUCUCUCCCAUUCCUUCAAAUUUUUUCUCUCCACCGUCUUCGGAUCCAUCCAUGGUUAGCUUCCUUCACGAUUUGAGUCCCAUGUUUCAAAGUGGGAGAAAUUUCACGGAGGGUAGUGGUGCCUUCGUCUUGCCAAGCCCUUCUUCAAACUUCAGCUUUGUUUCACCGCAUACUCCUUCCAUAGACUUAUUCAACUAUUUCUUAGAUUAG
Sphenostylis stenocarpa is the source of this 750-nucleotide messenger RNA. The record is from the annotation of a GenBank genome assembly. Lineage: Eukaryota; Viridiplantae; Streptophyta; Magnoliopsida; Fabales; Fabaceae.